Messenger RNA from Brugia pahangi, 1095 nucleotides. NCBI's taxonomy places the organism in Eukaryota, Metazoa, Nematoda, Chromadorea, Rhabditida, Onchocercidae. The record is from the annotation of a GenBank genome assembly.
AUGGAGCCAUCGAACUCCGAGUUAACUAUGCCAAUUGAAUCUUCAUCGACGUUGGCUUCUCACUCCUCAAAUUCUUCGCAAACUGAGAUCAGAGUUGAGCAUGUCAAACACAGUUGGACAGUGAAGAAUUUUUCGCAUUGUUACCAGGAAUAUUUGGAAAAUUUUGUUCACUUACAUCGCGGUGAAGAUACCCUUACCUGGUCCAUCAAAAUUUAUCCUAAAGGAAAUGGUGAAAACAACAAAGAUUUUGUCUUUUUAUGUCUUAAUAGAGUGGUCAGUAAUACGAAUGCACCGUGCAAGAAUGGGAAAAUUGGCUUCAAAUCCCGCUUCAUUUUACGUACCAGCGAAAUGAAAGAGAUCGAAAUGCGUAUUCAUCCAAACCCUUCCCAUUCAGACUAUGUAUCGUAUAUAAAACGAGAUGUUCUAUUUCCGCAGAUACUGCCAAAUGAUUCAAUUAUUGUGAAUGUUGAAAUAGAUGUAGCUGUGGAAACUGUUACGACAACGCUAGAGGAUAUGUUAACUAGUAAUAGCGAGCAACAACUAACGGAGGAUUAUUUGAAAAUGUUGAAGGAUAAUGUGUUGACUGAUUUCGCAAUAAAAGUAGGCGAGCGAGAGAUUAGAGUUCAUCGUGCUAUCUUAGCAGCCAGAUCUCCGGUCUUUGCUGCUAUGUUAAGGCAUGAAGAUACGAAUGAAGCAAAAACGGGUAUAAUGGUGAUCGAAGAUUUGGAAUAUGAUACAGUUACGGAAAUGCUUAAUUUCAUUUAUUGUGGACGUUGUUUGAGAGAUGUUAAUGAAUUCGCAUUUGCUUCCGAUUUAUUAAUUGCUGCAGACAAGUAUAGACUUGAGGAAUUAAAAAGUCACUGUGAGAAAGCCUUAAUUCAGGCGUUGACAUUUGAAAAUGUUUGUGAAUUGCUCAUCGUUUCGGAUAUCUACAGCGCACCACGUCUUAGACAUCGUGCCGUGGAAUUUAUCAUCCAGCAUCCACGAAACAUUACAUCCACGCCAGGUUGGGACAAUGUUGUUAAACAACAUCAUGAUCUUGUGACGGAUAUUGUUCGUCACUUCGAUAAAUCAUCUGACAGAGGUAACUCAUAG